UUUUUUUCACUCUAAACAGCGGCACCUUUACGUUCCACAGGAAUUUCCUCCAUUGCUCCCACAACUCAGGGCGAACGUGUUGCUAGGAGGCAGCGGUUCUAGACAGGAAUGAGACUCCCCCACCGAUGAGCUCAAGAUGAGAGAAUGGUGGAUCCAUGUGAGUUUGAUCUGCAUCCCACUGGUGGCCGUCUACCUGCACAUACCUCCCCCUCAGCUCUCACCUGCCCUGCAGAAAUGGCACAGUUCCGGGGAGGUCUUCCUCUUCAGAGGCAGGAAGGUCUUCUACAGAGAUUCUUAUGGUGCUUUGGGGAGCUCAGAUGUUGUCAUCCUGCUUCAUGGCUUCCCCACCUCCAGCUAUGACUGGAACAAGAUUUGGGAUCCGCUCACACAACGCUUCCAUCGAGUCAUUGCGCUGGACUUCUUGGGUUUUGGCUUCAGUGACAAGCCGGCACCCCACAAGUACUCCAUCUUUGAGCAAGCCAGUGUGGUGGAGGCUCUGGUGACCCAUCUGGGUCUGAGCAAUCAGCGUGUCAACCUGAUAUCCCACGAUUAUGGAGACACUGUUGCCCUAGAGCUGCUCUACAGGAGUGACCAGAAUCGCACAGGACACCUGAUCUUAAACAGCAUCUGUCUUUCUAAUGGAGGAAUAUUCCCAGAAACACACCACCCACGAUUGCUGCAGAUACUUGUGAAGGACUCGAGCAUUUUGGCACUGGUUCUGACACGCCUCGCCAACUUUUACACCUUCCAAAAGGGGAUAGGAGAAUUGUUCGGUCCCUACACACAACCCACGGAUGCUGAAUUCUGGGACAUGUGGACAGGUUUUCGAUACAAUGAUGGAAACUUGGUUGUGGACAGUAUUCUCCAGUACAUCAACCAGAGGUUCACUCACAGAGAUCGAUGGGUGGGAGCACUCACUUCCACGUUCAUUCCAUUGCACGUGAUCUACGGACCCCUGGACCCUGUCAACCCCCAUCCCCAGUUCAUCCGUCUGUACCUGCAUCUGGUGAAGAGGUCCACCGUCACGGUUCUGGACGACCACAUCAGUCACUACCCUCAGCUGGAGGAUCCCACCAGUUUCCUAAAGGCGUAUUUUAAUUUCAUCCACUCUUUCUGACAGAAUACCAUGCUGGACAGAUUUAGGGCCUGCAGUGGAAAAAAUACUUUGACUCCUGUGAAUCUCAGUUGCUUUAAUGUUUUAAGUUUUGCAACAAAUGAAUGUAUCUGUUAAGGACUUUGAUAUGUAUUUUUUUUAACUUUCAGUUCAGUAACUAAUGUCUACUCUGUAAAUAAAAAUUAGUUUUGUUAAAAAAAAUCAA
This is a messenger RNA of Nothobranchius furzeri (turquoise killifish), 1319 nucleotides long. It is a transcript of the gene mest, whose product is annotated as mesoderm specific transcript. Gene Ontology annotation, molecular function: monoacylglycerol lipase activity. Gene Ontology annotation, biological process: acylglycerol catabolic process. Gene Ontology annotation, cellular component: mitochondrion. The record is from RefSeq and is a predicted model, not a curated record. NCBI's taxonomy places the organism in Eukaryota, Metazoa, Chordata, Actinopteri, Cyprinodontiformes, Nothobranchiidae.